AUAGAAAUAAGUAGUGAUUGUCCCUGAGUCAUUGGUGCGCCGAGAACUCUGCGAUGGGAUGGCGGGAGUCCAUUGGGCUGGGCAGGCAGGUUCGGCUGGCGAUGCUGGGGAGGAGGAGGAGGAGGCUGCUGGUGGUGAUCGCGCCCGUCCCCCUCUCCGCAGGUCUGUGACAAGCAGAGAACAAGGCAACGACAGCGCAGCCCGGCCUCGGCUGACGGACGCGGGCGGCUCAGACAUGGACAGUGGCUGCCACAACGCGACCGCCAAAAUGUUAGCGACUGCCCCGGCUCGGGGCAGCGCGAUGAGCACCUCCAAACCCUUGGCUUUCUCCAUCGAGCGGAUCAUGGCGCGCACCCCGGAGCCCAAGGCCCUGCCGGUCCCCCACUUCCUGCCGGGAGCCGUGCCCAAGGGGGACUCCAAGCACCCGCUGCAUCUUAACCCGUCGAUCCCUUGCAUGAUCCCCUUCGUGCCGGUGGCGUACGACACGAGCCCCAAGUACAAGCUGGUGCGGCCGCGCGUGGUCAACCAUUCUUCCUUCCACGCCAUGGGAGCCCUGUGCUACCUGAACCGCGGCGACGGCCCGUGCCACCCGGCGGCGGCGGGCGUGAACAUCCACCCGGUGGCCUCCUACUUCCUCAGCUCCCCUUUGCACCCGCAGCCAAAAACGUAUUUAGCCGAAAGGAACAAACUGGUGGUCCCGGCCGCGGAGAAGUACCCCUCGGGCGUAGCUUUCAAAGACUUGUCCCAGGUUCAGCUGCAGCAUUACAUGAAGGAAAGCGCGCAGCUCCUGUCGGAAAAGAUCGCCUUCAAAACCUCCGACUUCAGCCGAGGCUCUCCGAAUGCCAAACCCAAAGUUUUCACGUGCGAAGUGUGUGGAAAGGUCUUUAACGCUCACUACAACUUAACCCGUCACAUGCCGGUGCAUACGGGAGCCAGGCCCUUCGUGUGCAAAGUGUGUGGAAAGGGGUUCCGGCAAGCCAGCACCCUGUGCCGGCACAAGAUCAUUCACACCCAGGAAAAACCUCACAAAUGUAACCAGUGUGGCAAAGCAUUUAACAGAAGCUCCACUUUGAACACGCACACCCGGAUACACGCGGGCUACAAACCGUUCAUAUGUGAAUUCUGUGGCAAAGGAUUUCAUCAAAAAGGGAAUUACAAAAACCACAAGCUGACCCACAGUGGGGAGAAGCAGUUCAAGUGCAAUAUCUGCAACAAGGCUUUCCACCAGGUCUACAACCUCACCUUCCACAUGCACACCCACAACGACAAGAAGCCCUUCACCUGCCCCACGUGCGGCAAGGGCUUCUGCAGGAACUUUGACCUCAAGAAGCACGUCCGCAAGCUGCACGACAGCAGCCUGGGGCUGGCCCGCACGGCGGGAAACACUUUUAGUGUUUGCUCAUGGAAUAUUAUGUUGGCACCUAGCUGCUGCUGCUCCCCACUCAAGAUGGCGCAGUCUCCAAGCCAGAGUCUCAACUACAGGAAAGGUGACAGCCUCACUAUCCCUCAGGAACUCAUGUUGAAACACUGGAUUGACUAUAUCAGACUGAUUGACUUUGUUGUACAGGAAGUUUCAAGUUUAUUAGAUGCCAUCUACUAG
Myotis brandtii (Brandt's bat) is the source of this 1600-nucleotide messenger RNA. It is a transcript of the gene FEZF1, whose product is annotated as FEZ family zinc finger 1. The record is from RefSeq and is a predicted model, not a curated record. NCBI's taxonomy places the organism in Eukaryota, Metazoa, Chordata, Mammalia, Chiroptera, Vespertilionidae. Bases 59 to 1600 code for a protein of 513 amino acids. The transcript has 7 exons.